AGCGCUCUGUAACCCAUCUGCAGUUGAAAUCCAAGCUUGGUGGAGCGUUCAUGCCUUUGCAGUUGUCAGCAAACUUGUUUCAGUCAGGUUUUCAGCCUCAGUUGCUGUACACGCCUAUUUAAUGUCUUCAGCAAACGAAACUAUAAAAGUAAAGACUUAGGUAAAGAAAAACACAAUAGGCCAUUUUUUGGGACCAUAACAUAAACUAAGGGGCGGAUAUGAUGAUGGCUCAUAUACUGCUACCAAUGCUUUUGCUAUGCAUUGGAAAAUUGCAAGCGGCACCCAUCAUCUGUGGAACGGAUGUCCAGGGAAGUGUCAAGGCAAGUGAGGACAGUGGGGCGACGCCCAGGCCCAGCGAGGUAAAUCAGUUUUUGCAUAAUGUGCAGUGUACACUGGAGAAAGCUAAGCCCUGGAUCGAAGAUUUGGAGACAGAGGCAAAGCGCCUAGAAGAAACCGCCAAGCGCGUUGGCUUGAGCAUUGUGCACCGAUUUGGUAAUCUUAUAGAAACGCUGCUUGGCACUGUUGCGAACAGGCCUCCAAGUGCAGGAGCUGAUGCCACGCAAGCCACGACCCCGAUGACGCCGAGUGAAAACACAGACCCCAACGCGCCGAUAAAUGUAGAGCUUGUGCAGGUGACGCAUUCCGAAGAGCCGCCAUUAAGUAGCCUCGCUCCCAAUGAGGAAGAGAAUGAGAUAACUAAUAUAGAACCGCUUAAGUAAGCUUGCCAGCGAAUUUAUAAUUAUUUAUCUAGCAUUAGAUUACGAUGAUGCAAUGUAAUUGUAGUCUUAGAUGCCAUAGAGUAUGAAUCACAAACUGAAAACAAUAAUUUUUACAAAUGUGAAAUAAAACUAAAAGAGAGCUCUUAUCGAAUCAUCGACAUAGAGAUACCGCGUACUCAGUGCAAGCUGUCGUAGCAAGCAUUCGAACUUGCCAUAUAAAUAAAUUCAUAAAAAUGUUUACCUUAAUAAACACAGGGAUCAUAUACGCCGCAAGCUUUUAGCUUUGUAGUUUAAUGUGCAAGCCAUUCUUUAAUAACUUUUUUGUUUGUAUACCCUUUUCACAUUAAAAAUAAGUAUAAGGGGUAUAAUGUUUUAGUUAAAAUGUGUGUAGCAGGUAGAAGGAGGUAUCUCUAACCCCAUAAGGUAUAUAUAUUCUUGAUAAGCAUAUACAGCCGAGACGAUUGACACACGUUCGUCUGUCUGUACACUACGCACUCGGUUAACGCUACGCAUUAAAAUUGGGCCCAUUACAAAAAUCAAAAGAGAUGCAUUUUCUAUUCAUUUAAAUUAAAGUAAAU
Drosophila montana is the source of this 1297-nucleotide messenger RNA. RefSeq lists its product as uncharacterized. The transcript has a single exon. Bases 219 to 719 code for a protein of 166 amino acids. NCBI's taxonomy places the organism in Eukaryota, Metazoa, Arthropoda, Insecta, Diptera, Drosophilidae. The record is from RefSeq and is a predicted model, not a curated record.